AUGACAGGCUGGCUGAGCGUUUCUUGUGUGCUGGAUGUGUUCCCUUUGCUUUCACCCUUCACGCCCCUCCCCGACCCCCUGCCCUCGCGCCUUCUCCCCGGCGACCAGGUGGUGCAGUCAGCGGGCCCCCAGUGUGCCGCCAUCCUGGCCAACAUCACCCGCUGCGUGGAGCAGCAACUCGCCUCGUCACCGGAGGCCCGCCAGGCUGUCAAGCACCUCUUUGCUGCCGCCACUGUGGAGCACGAUGGCGACUUCCUCUUCCUCCUCGCAGACGCUGCUGUCUUUGCGGAGGCCUUUGCGGCCUACGUGCGAGACCUUUUCUUCGCUCACUUCGGGUCUGCCCCUUCUGACUACCACCGCCACGCCCUCGCCAACACGUCUCUCGCAGCCCCCUCUGCCAGUCAGUCCGCUCCCCAUGCUGCUGCCUCUCGCACUUGUGGUGCUUUGCAUGCCCUUCCUCUCCACUCAUGCUACUGGCAGGGGCUGUGCACAGCAGUGUACGGGGAGCACCGAGCGCUCUUCCCCGAUGUGGACGCCACCAACACCUUCUUUGGCGGCACCGCCAUUGCCUCGUCACGCAUCUACUUCACCAACGGGUCGCAGGACCCCUGGAAGCGCGCAUCGCUGCUCGUUGGCAACAUUUAUGCCGACAGUGAGUCAUGCAUUGGCAGCGCCGACAGUGAGUCAUGCAUUGGCAGCGCCGACAGUGAGUCAUGCAUUGGCAGCGCCGACAGUGAGUCAUGCAUUGGCAGCGCCGACAGUGAGUCAUGCAUUGGCAGCGCCGACAGUGAGUCAUGCAUUGGCAGCGCCGACAGUGAGUCAUGCAUUGGCAGCGCCGACAGUGAGUCAUGCAUUGGCAGCGCCGACAGUGAGUCAUGCAUUGGCAGCGCCGACAGUGAGUCAUGCAUUGGCAGCGCCGACAGUGAGUCAUGCAUUGGCAGCGCCGACAGUGAGUCAUGCAUUGGCAGCGCCGACAGUGAGUCAUGCAUUGGCAGCGCCGACAGUGAGUCAUGCAUUGGCAGCGCCUACAGUAUUGUGCUUGUGACGGUGCUUGCCUCCUGA
Messenger RNA from Closterium sp. Naga37s-1, 1062 nucleotides. The record is from the annotation of a GenBank genome assembly. Lineage: Eukaryota; Viridiplantae; Streptophyta; Zygnematophyceae; Desmidiales; Closteriaceae.